Tripterygium wilfordii is the source of this 3514-nucleotide messenger RNA. RefSeq names its product probable LRR receptor-like serine/threonine-protein kinase At3g47570. The transcript is spliced from 3 exons. NCBI's taxonomy places the organism in Eukaryota, Viridiplantae, Streptophyta, Magnoliopsida, Celastrales, Celastraceae. The record is from RefSeq and is a predicted model, not a curated record. Gene Ontology annotation, biological process: protein phosphorylation. Bases 63 to 3275 code for a protein of 1070 amino acids. Gene Ontology annotation, molecular function: protein binding; ATP binding; protein kinase activity.
UCUGAUAUAAUGUAGAACUAAGCCUCAACUCCUUCCUAUCCUUCAUUUUAAAGUAACCAACCAUGCUUCUCAAUGCCUUAGUCUUUCUUUCGCACCUUCAAGUGCUAUUGAUUCUUCAGUCAUUCUCAGCUUCUUCUUCUUCUUUUGCUGUACCCUUCUCAAAUGUGACUGAUGAAGAAGCUCUUGUCGCUUUCAAUUCUUCAAUAACAUAUAACCCCACCAGCACAAUCAUGGGUAGUAAUUGGAGUAGAGGAACCAACUUCUGUGACUGGGUUGGGGUCACUUGUAGCAAACGCAGGCAAAGAAUCACGGCUCUGGAUUUUUCCAAUAUGGGACUUGAAGGUACAAUAUCCCCUUAUGUUGGAAACCUAUCCUUCCUUGUUUCACUUAUUCUUUCUAACAAUAGUUUUCAUGGUCACAUACCAUCCGAGCUCGGCCGUUUGCGUAGGCUGAAAACACUUAGAUUACCAUUGAACCGAUUGGAAGGAUCAAUACCUUCAAGUUUACACAGCUGCAUUAAGCUUGAAGUUGUUUCCCUAGCAAAAAACAUGUUAAGUGGUGGCAUACCAGAGGAGUUGGGCACUUUAAAAAAGCUUUAUGGCAUCCAUCUAGCUCGAAACAAUCUUACUGGCAUCAUCCCAGUUUCCAUUGGAAAUAUGUCGGCGCUAGAGAUGUUUGUGCUGUCGAAUAACAGAUUUACAGGCCAGAUUCCAUCUACUUUAAGUUAUUGCACGGGAUUAAGAAUGUUGUAUCUCUCCAGCAACGAAUUGAAUGGAAGUGUGCCAACAGAACUCGGGACUCUGCAGAAGCUCGAGAUCCUUUCUCUAGGAGGAAAUGACUUGACUGGAACAAUUCCAACUUCUUUGGGAAACAUUUCGAGCUUGGAACAGCUGUUAUUGGAUCAAAACAACAUUCAUGGAGGUAUUCCCGACACGAUUGGAAAAUUGAGAAGUUUGGCUUGGCUGGAUUUGGAGUACAAUCACCUCAGUGGGCCUAUACCUCACUCAAUCUUCAACAUUUCCUCUCUCAUAAUAAUUUCGAUUGUGAACAACAACAUCUCGGGAGAUCUUCCGCCUGAUACAGGGCUUUGGCUUCCGAAUCUUGAACAGAUAUAUUUUGGGAUGAAUCAAAUUGGUGGAAGCAUCCCUGCUUAUUUAUCAAACUCAUCGAGAUUGUUUUAUUUGGACUUAGGCGACAACUUGUUCACUGGAUCAAUACCGUCAAGUCUCGGACAUUUACCUCGUCUUCAAUUCCUUGGUCUGGAUAUAAAUAGACUGACAGGAGACCCUGGAUUUGGGGAGCUCCGGUUUCUUACUGCACUAACAAAUUGUCGGUUCCUUAAAAUAUUGGGCAUUGAUCAUAAUCGUAUUGUUGGUGUCCUACCAUAUUCCAUAAGCAAUUUUUCAGAUUCUCUCCAAAUGAUUAGUGCCUUCGAAAACCAGAUAUAUGGUCCAAUUCCAGAAUCAAUCGGUGCAUUAAGAAACUUGAAUUUACUGGAUUUAGGAGAUAAUAACCUCAGCGGAACUAUUCCAUCAACUAUUGGCGAUUUGCGAAACUUACAAAGGUUCUUUCUUCUUAACAAUCAGAUUGGAGGUUCUAUUCCUAAAGUUAUUUGUAAUCUAGGAAAUCUGGGAGAAUUGGGACUCCAACAGAACAGGCUCACUGGGCCUAUUCCGCAUUGCAUUGGAUCUCUUAAUCAUCUUCAAGAUCUGAAUCUCAGCAAUAACUCAUUGACCUCAUCAAUUCCUUCAAGUUUGUGGAGCCUUGAAAAUCUCAUUUUCAUGGAUUUAUCAAACAACUCCUUAGGUGGGAAUCUAUCUUCGGAAAUGAAAAUGUUGAGAGUCAUGGAAACAAUGGAUAUUUCUAGGAACCAAAUCACAGGUAAAAUCCCAACUAUUCUCGGUGCCUUCGAAAGCUUAAGUUUGCUUGAUCUGUCAAAGAACUCAUUGCAUGAGACUAUUCCUCAGUCAUUUGGUGACUUGAAAUCACUGGAAUUCUUGGAUCUCUCCUAUAAUAAUCUAUCUGGUCUUAUUCCCAAGUCGCUCGAGUCACUCAAUCAUCUCAAACGUUUGAAUCUUUCUUACAAUGACUUAUCAGGAGAGAUACCAAAUGGAGAAACUUUUGCUAACUUUACGAUAGGAUCUUUUCUAGCGAAUAAGGAGCUUUGUGGGAAAUUAUUACAGAAACCUUGCUCUCAUCAAAAUUCCAACACCACCAAUAUUCUGCUUAAGUACAUUCUUCCUAUUGUUGUAGCCGUGCUGAUCUUUGUUUGUCUUCUCUGCAUACUAAGAGCAUACAAACACAAGACCAAAAAGAGUACUUCAAGUUCUCCAGAUGCGAUACAAAUACCUGAGCUCAAAAUGAUUACAUAUCAUGAACUUCGUCGUGCUACGAAUGACUUCUCUGAAGCCAAUAUGCUCGGAAUUGGGAGUUACGGUUCGGUCUAUAUGGGAACGAUUUCUGAUGGUACAAUUGUUGCUGUAAAGGUUCUGAAUCCAAAUGCACAGGGUGCAUUCACAAGUUUUGACGCAGAGUGCAAAGUGUUGCGAACAACUCGACAUAGGAAUCUUGUUAAGAUCAUCACUUCUUGCUCGAAUCUUGAGUUUAGAGCUUUGAUUAUGGAGUAUAUGUCAAAUGGAAGCCUUGAGAAGUGGUUGUACUCCGAAAACCACAACUUGAAUCUCUUUCAGCGGAUCAACAUCAUGAUUGAUGUGGCAAUAGCAUUAGAUUAUCUCCAUUAUGGUCAGUCAGAGCCCGUCGUACACUGUGAUAUAAAGCCUAGCAAUAUCUUGCUAGAUGAAGACAUGGUUGCACAUGUUGGUGACUUUGGCAUUGCGAAAAUCCUACCAAAAGCUGAAGAUGCAAUGCAUACCAGGACUUUAGGCACCAUUGGCUAUGUUGCACCUGAGUAUGGCUCCGAGGGACGGGUUUCUGUAAAGGGCGACAUGUACAGCUAUGGGAUAAUGAUGCUGGAAAUAGUUACUGGGAAGAGACCCACAGAUGAAAUGUUUGAAGGAGAAGUGAGUUUGAGACAAUGGAUUAGCGCAUCAUUUCCUAAUGCAUUACUGGAUGUUGUUGAUCAUGUUUUAAAGCCAAAUGCAAACAACACCAGAGAUUUUGACAUGGUACAAGGUCUUCUUUUUUCCUUCUUGGAAAUGGGUCUCGAGUGUUCAAGAGAAAUACCAGAGGAAAGGAUGGAUGUGAAAGACGUAGUUGCCAAGCUAACCCAGAUGAAGUUGAAGAUUGUACGCAGCCGAAGAUAUCGUUCUGUGUAAUUAGUUUAAAUGGUUUUUGUGUUUGACUAGUUGUGCUUCCAAGUAUGUCUGUCCAGAAGGUUUUUUUUCUUGGCCGUCUAUUACUAGUAUACCUUGUAUUUAUGGUCCGUAGAGUGUUGUAGUUUAAUUUGUUUUACGUUAACUUCUAUUGUCGUGGUUGUGAGCUUCUACUGGGUGAGUUGGCUGUACAAGUUGAUCCAGCAUCCUACAAAAUCUAUUUAUAUGAGUUGUCUUGAGAA